UAAAUAAUUUCCUAUUCUGUGAGCGGAUACCCCCACUUCCUCUACCUUCCUCAGUCUUUCCCGCGUCAAUAAGGAAACAGUUCUUCCUUCUUCCAUGAAUCGUUGAAUUUGCGUCCCUGAGUUUGGACGCCAAUAUUGAGACGCCAUGGCUUUCUCAUCGUCGGUGUUGAACGGCGAGAGGGCCGUCGUUGUCCUCUUCAUCGGUCGCGUAUUGUACUCUCUCCCUCUCUCUUUCCUCGUCCAUGGCCUCAUGCUCUCCCUUCUCGCCGCCUUCGCCCUCUACGUCGAGGUCCGCGUCGAGAGCUCCAACUCCCCCUCCAUAUUUAGGACCAGGCCAGGAGUUUCAUCAGGGAUUCUGCUGGGAGCAGUCACAGUACCCACUGUUAUGCUGUCAAAGUUGAUCCAGCUGUCAAGAGCAUUCUCACUACAUCAGGUUGAACUUGGAGAACUCUAUUAUAUGACAAUUCAGUACUGGGCCACAUCUGCUAGCUGCUUUAGUGUGCUUGUCUUUAUCUGCUUAUUCAUACUGAGGUCACCGGAAACAACACAUGCCCCUUUUCCACGCAACGAUAGGGAUGCAAAGUUCAGCUCAAGGUGGAUUGCUUUAUGUGCUGCAGCGUGCUGUAUGUCCCUUGCAUUAUUGUUGCUUGGUGGUUUGUCAGCAUCACUUAAGUUCCUAUGGGUGCUCUGUCAUGGAUUGGCAGCAAUAGCGCUUGUUCGUCAUUUUCUUACAACUUUCCCAUCAUGUGUUUCCAUUGGGGAAGCACUUUUGGUGACUACGGGUCUUGUUCUCUAUUUUGGUGACAUGUUGACUUGUACUGCUACUGCAGCAAAGUUUUAUGGAUACCUGCCUUUGUCGAUGGUUCCUCUACAGAACGUAGUGAAGAGAACCGAAAUUGCUAUUAUUAAUCAGGGGCUUCUGCUUGCGCUUCUCCUCUUUCCAAUUGUAUUUAAGUAUCUUCUUCGUAUAAAGGAUUGGUAUUUAAGCUUGGCAAACUCUGAAGCAAGAAGGGAUGGUGAAAUUGCAAAAUCUCUUCUAUUCUUCAGCUCUCUUGGAUUUAUGUUGAUUAUGAUUGCACCAUCUUGGAUACAAUUUGUUGAAGACUUUCACUUGCAUCCUUUUCUAUGGGUGAUAUCAUUUGUCUUUUCGGAACCGUUUAAAAGGCUAUCAUUGUGUUUUUACUGGGUAUCUGUAAUAUAUGUCUCUGUGUUGAGGUUCUAUAACAUAUCCAAGAAUAGUAAGAUUGAGAGGAUUCUUCUGCGGAAAUAUUACCAUCUGAUGGCAGUUUCAAUGUUUCUUCCUGCUCUAAUCUUUCAGCCAGAGUUUCUUGAUCUAGCAUUUGGUGCAGCAUUGGCUGUUUUCUUGGGAUUAGAAAUCAUUCGGGUAUGGAGAAUUUGGCCUUUGGGAAAACUUAUACAUGAAUUUAUGAACGCUUUCACAGACCAUCGUGAUUCUGAUCUCCUUAUUAUCAGCCAUUUUUCUUUGCUGUUGGGAUGUGCACUUCCCAUUUGGAUGUCUGCUGGGUAUAAUGAUCGGCCGCUUGCACCUUUUGCUGGAAUUUUGAGCCUUGGAAUUGGAGAUACAAUGGUGAGGGAGGCAUCGGUCGUCGGUUACAAGUAUGGUGUCCUUAGAUGGAGCAAAACUGGAAAAAAAACCAUUGAAGGCACUGCGGCUGGCAUAACCUCUGUCCUAGCUGCUUGCUCCAUUUUGCUUCCACUUCUAGCAUCCACUGGAUAUAUUCUUAGCCAGCAUUGGUUCUCUCUCUUGCUUGCUGUGACCGUGAGUGGUUUGUUGGAGGCCUACACUGCACAACUUGAUAAUGCUUUCAUACCUCUCGUUUUCUAUAGCCUUCUUUGUUUGUAAAUGCUUCUUCAACCUACACAGUUAAAAUGCAAGAAUAGGCAAUAAUGAAAUCCUUCGAUUAGAAAUGCCAUAACAACGUGCUUCCUGCUUCCUUUGUUAGGGAAUAUGAACAGCCCGUGUAAUAUAUUUUAGAUCGGAUGUAGCUUUCUUCAGAGGUGUAGCACCAAAGCUUUUUGUUAGGGAAUAGUUUAGGGUUUAGAGAACCUGAUCCUGUUGUUGUCUGAGCAAAUGUUUGGAAUGGUUUAGAGAACCUGCUCCUGUUGUUGUCUGAACAAAAGUUUGUUUACUCAAGUUUCCAUGGAAAAUUCCUACGGGAAAAGAAAAGGUUACCAAGGAAAUUGUUGGGAUGAGAAUUUUUUUUGAGUAGAGGCCAAAUAAUUGGGUGAAGAGUUGUUCAUUUUAUACCAUUAUGUUUCCGUACGCGCACACAUUGGUUUUGGAGUUGCCUUUUAAAGUUUGUAAGAGUUUUAAUCUU
Molecule: messenger RNA, 2339 nt
Organism: Tripterygium wilfordii
Lineage: Eukaryota; Viridiplantae; Streptophyta; Magnoliopsida; Celastrales; Celastraceae
Product: dolichol kinase EVAN
Exons: 14
Coding region: 146-1864 (572 amino acids)
Biological process (GO): dolichyl monophosphate biosynthetic process
Cellular component (GO): endoplasmic reticulum membrane
Molecular function (GO): dolichol kinase activity
Source: RefSeq, a predicted model, not a curated record